AUGUCCAACACCUCUUUGAUGUCGCUCGACCGUGUCCGAGCACUUCGGACACGCACCGAGCUCCUCGGCAGUGUCGAAGCUGUCGAGGAAAGCUUCACAUCGGCGACGAAUGGCAUGAAUUUCUUGCAGCAGAUCGCCGGGUCUUUGAAGACGAUCGUGAACCAACACGUUUCGGCGGCCCAAGCCCUGAAGAAAGCUCGGCAGCAAGAAUCCGAGACACAUCGGAAAGAACUGGAUAGACAAGCGAAGGAAAAAAAACGGGAACUAGAAAAAGAGGCUAAACUGCAGAAAAAGCUUGCCGAUGGCAAGAACGAGCCGUCCCCAGCGGGCGGUUGCGGAGCAGGAUCGGAUGCCAAGCGCCGCCGUUUGUUUCCGUCCGCCUUCACUGAGCACGACCCAGUGGUGUUGACAGCGCAGGGCUGGUCGGAACGACAGGUGACUGUCGUGGAGAACUACGCACCUCGCCUUCAGGCAGCUGCUGUGAGCAGGGUCUUGGAAGGUGAGAAUGUCAUCAUUCGCUGCCGGAGGGCAAACGUCAAGAAAGCUAUGGAGGCGCUUGGUUGCAAGCGUUUCAGCGUCGCCAGUGUUCUGGACUUGAUGAAGCUGCCUCCUGUUGACAUGAAAGACAAAUUGGAUGCAUUCACGAAGCUGACGCCAGAAGUUGCGGCCAAGCACGAUCUGAAUGUGUUGGCCGGAGCCCUCCUGCCAGGCAUUUGGAUAUGGUGUUGCGAGCCUUUGCCUUUGCAAGGGCCGGAGCAAUCGGGCAUGAUCGAUUUCCUCAUUGCACAUGCUCAAGAAGCAUUUGCGGAGAAAGCCGCUUUUGUGCCUCCUCCUCAAGACGGUGAUGAUGGUUCAGCGAAUGAGCUGGAGGAGCCAGAUAAUCCGAGUGACUUUUAUCCAAAGUGUGCAAGCAGUGUAGGCCAAGAUCAAGAUGACGAAGACGACGGAGGUGGCCGAGAUGAUGAUCGACUUACGUCUAUUCUUGAUGAGAUUGAAGAGGAUGUGGAAGAGGAGGCUGCAAAGAAGCUUCAGGCUCAGGCUUCUAAGGCCCACACGGGCCCAAAUAUAUCUUUGCUGUUGCAAGGUUGA
Molecule: messenger RNA, 1089 nt
Organism: Symbiodinium necroappetens
Lineage: Eukaryota; Dinophyceae; Suessiales; Symbiodiniaceae
Source: the annotation of a GenBank genome assembly